AUGCAUUUCCUCACCUUUUUGACUAUGCUCGCUGCGCCGGCAAUUGUAAUGGCGACUGUUGACCCAUGUUCGUCAAACACCAAGGGCUACAAGCCGAGCAGCCUCAACUGUGACGCUGCCAAAGUCUCUACUGCCAUCCAAGCCGCUGAAUGUUCCCACAACACUCGUGUUUCGGGGACGCAGACUUUCGCUGUCUUCGAAACCGAUCACCAAUACGAUGAAAACAAUGGUGCCCCAUACGGCACAUGCAGUGCUUACACCUGCGAUGCGCCAACUAGCGAUGAUCUCGAGGAAGACUCGGACUAUUGGGUCUUUUACUGGAGUGAUGAUGGAGAAGAUAGUGGAGUUGGUACUACCUGUAUCAAGGAUCCUCAGACCGGAGAAUGUGGCUGUGAGAACUCCGAUGGCACUUUCAUUGCUGGAAGUGACAGCUGUACUUAG
Messenger RNA from Penicillium angulare, 441 nucleotides. RefSeq lists its product as uncharacterized. The transcript has 2 exons. Lineage: Eukaryota; Fungi; Ascomycota; Eurotiomycetes; Eurotiales; Aspergillaceae. Bases 1 to 441 code for a protein of 146 amino acids. The record is from RefSeq and is a predicted model, not a curated record.